AUGGGGAGAUCAAUUUCUAGUUCUUCAUCAAUUGCACUAAUCUACCUCUUUCCCUACAUUUUUCUAUUAAGUGUUGAUCUCUUUGGUACAAAUUUAAGAGCAAAUGCUGUCACCGAGCUAAUUCAAAAAGCUUGUGAUUUCUCUAGUGUACAAGAGUUUUGCUAUAAUGUUUUGGGAAAUGAUCCUGUGGCUCAACGGGCAAUGACUAAGUUCAAUAUUGAGGAUGUUGCAAUUCAAUUUGCAUAUACAAACUACACAUAUAUUCAUAGGAAGGUUUGGACAAUCACAAAUAAUGAAACAAAUCCAGAAUAUAAGCAAAUUUAUAGGAAGUGUCUCCAUCAAUAUGUACUUCUAAAAUCAGAUUUCGAGAAGUUGUUUCAUACCUUAGUCUUCAAAGGUAAUUUGGAUGAAGCUGCUCAACGUGCAUAUACUCAUCUAUUCAGUUGUACCGAUUAUUUCUAUCAAUCUCCAAAUGUUCCAAAUCCCUUGGCUAAGGAUAAUGAACAUCUUGCCUACUUCUUUGAACUUAUUAGGGAUAUUUAUUUCGCACCUUUGUGA
Molecule: messenger RNA, 558 nt
Organism: Lycium ferocissimum
Lineage: Eukaryota; Viridiplantae; Streptophyta; Magnoliopsida; Solanales; Solanaceae
Exons: 1
Coding region: 1-558 (185 amino acids)
Molecular function (GO): enzyme inhibitor activity
Source: RefSeq, a predicted model, not a curated record